Molecule: messenger RNA, 2388 nt
Organism: Pseudozyma hubeiensis SY62
Lineage: Eukaryota; Fungi; Basidiomycota; Ustilaginomycetes; Ustilaginales; Ustilaginaceae
Exons: 1
Coding region: 1-2388 (795 amino acids)
Source: RefSeq, a predicted model, not a curated record
AUGGGGUCUGACAAUAUGGCUGGCUUCGGAGCUCGCAGGUUCAUGCAAGAUAUGUACCAGCAGCAGCACAACUAUCCCCAGCAGAGUGGAAACGACCAUCGUCAUCAUCACCACCAGGCCAACCAUUCAUCGACAGACGCGUCGUAUCGCCGCAACCAAGACAGACGCGCACAUGCGCCGUUCCACGGCAACACCAACCAUAGCUAUCAUCAUAGUCCACCCACUCAGCUGAAUGCACUUCCUGCGACGACGUCGAGAUCCACGUCGUCUUCGCAUCACACGGCGGCUGCCGAUAUACCUCGCUACCCUCAGCAGGCUCGUCACGAGGUGAGAUACGCUCAAGCCGCCCACAAUCACCAGGCGAGGGCAGCAGGAGAUGACGCUGCUGUAGAUUCGCGCAAAGAUGCCACCUCAGCCGCAGCGUGGCGAUCUGAUGGUCUCGAUUCUUCCGCGACCGAUUCGACAGCUCGUCUCGCAUACGAACGCAGCGGCGACAGCAACUAUUCCCUCAGCGAGCAAUCAAACUCCGUUCAGACGGCCAGGCCCAACGCAAGGGCUCAAAUCCCACAGAUCAGGUUGGAGGAUCGAACCACCAUCUACGACGAUGAUUACGAAGAGCCUGCCACCUUACCAACGGUCGAUCCGACUGACGUUACAGCGAAUCCAUCACACCCUCCUGCCGGUGCACUGCUGGACGACGUAUCGGCCGAUGCGUCAUUCAAAAUCGUGCGUGCCACGGUCCUAGAACCUGAUCUGCCGAAGGCCAAAUGUGCCGACUGCGGAGAGCAGCUCGAUUUUGAAGAGCUCGCCAACCACACCUGCCAGCCGUCGAGCGCAGUCCGGCCGCCUUUGUUGACAAUUCAGCUUCCGGCAUCCUCGAGUGAUUCGAGCGUGUCUUCAAGCGCAACGUCGUCUGCUCUGACUACGCCACGGUCGCCGUUCUUUGAUCGAUACGAUUCCUUGGUCAACGACUCGAGGCCCAUGAGCCCGGUCGUCUUCGCAAAGGCCACACACACCGACGCACGUCGUGGAGGGGAUCCUGACGAUGCGACUCCCAAAGCACAUGCGGUCAGGGUCGUGGGCAUGCAGGCGGCGUUCAAGGUAUCGCCUUCAAAGGCAUCCUGUUCCCCCGCUCAGGGGGAGAUUUCGCCGCCGCUGCAACCACCCUCAGUGCAACGAUCAGCGAGCGACACGCAAGCAGACGCGGUAGCGCGACGAAAGAUGAUCGAAGAGCAGAGGGCAGCCAAGGUAAAACACACCAUGACUUCGCCCAUCCCCAGAGCAGCAACGACCUCGAGCCUGGUCCAGCAAAGCAUCUUGACCGAAGACCUGUCGAGGUCAGCUUCGGUGGGAGCCUCGCCUAGCGCAGUUAGAACCGUGAAGGCUGUUUCGCCGACGACAUCAAAACCUCGAUUGGCAGAAUCUCGGACAUCGCCGGAUGCAGAAUCGUUUGAGCAAUCAGGCCCCUCAGCGAAAGGCAGUGGCACGAGUAUAAGAGCCUCGCCGAGUCCUACGGCAUCAAAGCUGCCUCGCGAACGGGGGCAUGUGGACCUGAGUAGCAUCGAGGAGAUGAUGAAGGACUUGACAGCGAGUCCUGAGCCGUUGAAGCGAACGCUGGUCGAUUCGCCACAGAGGCUUGGGCAGAAGGGUACCGUAGCUGCUGACGCGUCUCAACGUCCAAGAGCUGCUGCACCCUCCGGCGAGAGAAGCGAUCGGGAGCGUCUACUGGAGCUGGAGCUGGAACGAAUGCGAGAUAGAGAACGUACGAGGCAGCUGCAGGUGUUGCGGUUCAAGGAGAAGAAGAAGCGGGAACGCGCGGCGAAACGGUGCUGCGUGUGCGACUGCUCGCUCUCAUCGAGUCGAACGCCAUUUGUGGAGCGCGACGGCAAGUUGCUGUGUGCGCGCGAUUGGAAGGAGCUGUACCUGCCGAAAUGUCGCAAGUGCAACCUCAUCGUUGAGAAAGGCGCCGUCAAGUCGUCGGACGGUGCACUUCGCGGCGUGUUUCAUCGAAGCUGCUUCUCGUGCGCGGCGUGCGAGGCGCCAUUCACUGAUGGCAGCUUCUACGUGUUCAACAACCAGCCGUACUGUUCUCGCCACUACCACCGGCUGAACGGCAGUCUCUGCCGCGAGUGCGAGACCGGCAUCGAGGGAGACUGCCGUCAGACGGACGCAGGCGAUCGCUUCCAUCCAACGUGUUUCUGCUGUCAAUACAGUAGUAGCAAGAGAGGCGCGUGUGCGGAGCCGCUGGCGGACUACUACGUCGUAGGCGGUCAACGUCUAUGCGAGCGCCAUGCGGACAAGGUGUCGCGCAAGCUGGUCAGAGCAGGACAGAAACAAGUCGACCUGCGCGCUCAGAAACGCAUGACGAUGCUCCACAGCCUUAGAUAG